Messenger RNA from Gilbertella persicaria, 580 nucleotides. RefSeq names its product signal peptidase 22kDa subunit. The coding region runs from base 13 to 564 and encodes 183 amino acids. Gene Ontology annotation, cellular component: signal peptidase complex; membrane. NCBI's taxonomy places the organism in Eukaryota, Fungi, Mucoromycota, Mucoromycetes, Mucorales, Choanephoraceae. Gene Ontology annotation, biological process: protein targeting to ER. The record is from RefSeq and is a predicted model, not a curated record. The transcript is spliced from 6 exons.
UUAUUCUUUAACAUGUACAACUUGCAACAAAGAGCUAAUAACCUCUUUUCUUUUGCUGUUACUGUGAUUGGUACAGUAUUGGGUCUUGUUGCCUUGAUCUCAGCCAUCACAGGCUAUGGUUCGACUGAUCCUAACCUUCAAGUUGACACAAACAAUAUUAAAAUUGUCACACGUAGAUAUGGCCCUGAAGAUACAGAUUAUCGCAAUAGUAAAAGUGAAUUUGCUCGAUUGACCUUUGAUAUUGAUGCAGACUUUACACCCAUGUUUAAUUGGAACACAAAACAAGUGUUUGUGACAGUAGUAGCAGACUAUCAAAACAAACAGUUUGGACGUAACCGUGUUGUACUUUGGGAUAAAAUCAUUACCAGUAAAGAAAAAGCACACCUGAAAUUACGUAAUGUCAGAAACAAGUACGCUCUGAUUGAUAUCAGUCAAAAAUGGAGUGACAAUCCUGCCAAUUUGACACUUUUAUGGGAUGUAACACCCUAUGUAGGUCUUCUUCAAGCUGGUCAAUCAAACAAGGGUUCUCAAUUCAUCAUACCCUCAUUUGCUUCACAAAAAUAAAGAAUUAUUAUUUACA